CAAACGUCACACCCGCUUCCAAACGGCCAAACGCAAAACCAAACCUCAUAAAUUUUGGCAGCUCUUCACACUCACUUCCCUUAACAAAUCUCAUCUUUCUUCACUCUAUAAAUAAAAAAGUUCAGCUCUCAAUUUUCUCAUUACUCUCAAACUGCGUUUCCACAUACAUACACACUUCUGUGUAGUAGCAGCUUCAAUUCAGAACGGUGCCAUGGAGAUGACGAAGAGAAUCAAUUACAAAAAUGACCUUCCAAAUGAGUUGAUAAUGGAAAUCCUUACGAGGCUUCCUGUUGAAUCUCUCAUGCGAUUCAAGUGCGUGUCUAAGUCAUGGUUUUCCAUAAUCUCCAAUGACAGCUUUGCGAAAUCACACUUCGAACGCUCUGCUUCGUCAAGCCACAGAAUUCUCUGCCAUGGAGACGGUGAACUUAGAUCCAUUGAUCCAGAUCUGUUGUUCCAUAAAGAUCCUCAUACAAUAAAGCUCUCUAUUCCGUAUUCCUUAUCCGCUUAUGCCAGAAUUCAAGGUUCUUGCAGAGGUUUCAUGAUGCUGCAGGAAUUUCCUGAUCUCGUCAUAUGGAAUCCAUCAACAGGCGUAAACAAAAGAAUUUCAUAUGAUCACUUAUCGCCAGGUAAUCUUGAAUUUGGAAUAAUAUUAGAUUCAUUUAUGUUUGGCUUCGGAUACGACGCUUCUAGAGAUGACUACUUGGCAAUUAUCGUGUGGUGUGAUGUUAAUGGGAGAAGAUUCUUGGAGUAUUUCUCCAUGAGAAUCAAUAAAUGGGAGAGAGUUGAGAUUGCGCUGCCGCGGCCUAGCAUGGAUGCUGCUGCAUCAUUAUCACCUGGAUACUACUUAAAUGGUGCUAUUCACUGGGACAUUUCAAGCGAUUCCAUUCUCGCCUUUGAUAUGAUUGAAAGAGAGUUUUUCGAGAUUCCAUUGCCGGAACCAUUGGGAAAAGAAUUCAUGUCUUGUUGUUUGGAGUUACUGGGAGGAUUUCUGUGCUUGUCUGUUUGGAGAGAGAGCAAGAAAACUGAGAUAUGGGUGAUGAAGGAAUAUGGAGUGGCGUCGUCAUGGACGGCGUAUAGAAUCCCUGAAAGCAACUUUGAUCCUUUAUACUUUACUAAAAGUGAUGAAAUUAUUGGAUUCCCUAGCGUUGGAGGGUUAGCAAAAUAUGAUGAGAAAGGAGAGCUAAGAGAGUAUAUGGAAAAUUGGAACUAUGAGUAUCACUUCUGGAUGUAUUUGGAGAGUCUACUAUCACUCCCUAGCAGCUCUGGCAUAGCAUGGAAGGAAGAAUGAAAAACAAUUUAGAAACAUGAAGUAAUGUCUAUGUAUGUUACAUUGUUAUCAUGAUUAUUUGUUAUUACCAUUUUAUAUAUAUCUUAUUAAUCUUGGUUCUUGCA
Messenger RNA from Arachis ipaensis, 1392 nucleotides. RefSeq names its product F-box/kelch-repeat protein At3g23880-like. The record is from RefSeq and is a predicted model, not a curated record. Lineage: Eukaryota; Viridiplantae; Streptophyta; Magnoliopsida; Fabales; Fabaceae. Gene Ontology annotation, molecular function: protein binding.